AUGAAUUAAUAAAGUUUCGUGUAAGUAAAUUAAGAACAUGAUUAAAUAAAAAAAAGAGUCAACUCGCUUAAAUUUUAAUUAAAGGACAUUGAUUAGAAGAACUUCAUACUCCAUAAUAAAUUGAAAGACUUGAGACAAUUAUCACCCAAUGGUAGAAAAUCACCAAUUGCAUAAUUACAAGAAUAAUUGGGCUUGGAUAGGAAACUAAUUAGGGAGUAAUUUAAACCCAUAAUUGAGAGGGAAGGAAUUUAUGUAAGAAAUGAGAGACUGAAAACUGAAUCCUAAUUACAAAACUCAAGAAACAUAGAAAUUUAACAGAAAAAAAAAAGGGUCAAAUAAAUUGAAGAUUAGGAUUCAGAAGUAAUAAGAAGGAAGGCUGAGUACUAUGAAAAAAAGAUCAAUGAAGUUAGACAACGACAAUUGCAAGAAAUGGAAAUGAAUAAAUUAAUAGUUCAUAAGAAAAUAGUUGAAAUAAAUAAUCUUAAGAAACAAGAAUAAUAAUUAUUAGGAGAAAUCUCUCUGGCAAAAUAAAAGGAGUAAUCAUUAAAUGGCAGGUUCUGUAAUGUUGUUCUUUCUACUGAUAAUAGCAUUAUGUUGCCAACAAUCUAGAAGACAAACAGCAGAAUGAGCUAACAAUCUCAUCACAAAUAAAGACUUGUGUUGGGUAGUCAUUCUGUUCAAAGAUCUGAUAAAUUUGUAGAAAGAUUAUAACGAAAUGAUACAAAAAAUAACCAUAGUUCUUUUGUCGACUACGAUGAAAAUAGGAGAUUAAGAAUAGAAUAAAGAAAAUGCUCUUAAUCAAUAGAUUAAUUAAAUAUAGGUUGUCAGACAAGUUUUAUAAUGUCAGAUAAAAUCUAUGAGAGUGUUCAAUACUCAGAAAACUUUGAUUCUUAUUGUAGUAACAAUUAGGAAGAUUCUUCUGAGAUUGUUUAAACCUAAUAAUCAAAAUAAAAAAGUAAAAAAUGA
This is a messenger RNA of Paramecium tetraurelia, 966 nucleotides long. RefSeq lists its product as uncharacterized. The transcript is spliced from 2 exons. NCBI's taxonomy places the organism in Eukaryota, Ciliophora, Oligohymenophorea, Peniculida, Parameciidae. The record is from RefSeq and is a predicted model, not a curated record.